ACCAGCCUCCGUACAGAUAUGAUGUGUCUCUUGAGUCAUUGACCGCACAUACGGUCACGCGGUAAAAAACUUUAUUAAAAAAACACUUCAACGUACAAAACUGAUGUAGCGCAUUGCUGCUUUAACAAUUGCGACAUUAUACAAUGUGUUAUGAGUUUUAUGAAUGCAAUUAGUGGUAAAGAAUAUCAGAUCCAGCGCUCGGAUUAAUAAGUGACAUAAAACGAGUCAUAUGUAAAGCGUUCGUUGUGCUAAAGAGGGUGAAACUUAGACAAAAGGUGACAAUGGGUAGCUGGUUAAGCUAUCUUUGGUGGGGUGGAGACCCAGAUAUAGUGAACACACAGUCUGGUCUGACGAGACGUGAGGUUUACGCAGUUCAGCAGUCAUGGGCGCCAGUGUAUGCGAACUCUGUUGCAAAUGGAACCGAGUUGUUAAGGAGAUUGUUCCGAGCAUAUCCAGAAACGAAGGAUUUUUUUAAAAUGGUGAAGAAGUCUUCAGAAGAGGAUUAUUCUCAAAACCCUCAGUUCAAAGCGCACGUGAUCAAUUUGAUGAGCUCCAUUAACUUGGCAGUUCUCAACCUCAAUCAGCCAGAAGUUGUCACCGCCAUGAUGAAUAAACUAGGAGAGUCGCACGGGAGACGAAAAAUACAAAAAGAACAUUUUUAUAGCUUAAAGGACGUCAUAGUGAAGAUGUUCAUCGAAGUUUUAAAACUGGAAGGAGCGACGCUCGCUGCUUGGGGCAAGACAGUGGACUUUUGGUACAAGCACAUCUUUGAAACGUUAAGUCAAGGAGACACGAGAUAACGCCUGAAGCCUAUCAUACUUACAAAGAAAUAAAUUAAUUCUAUAGCUUUGCAUCUUAGUUAACCCAACUAACAUUUGCAUAACUUAAAUAUCUUUAUUACGAAAUGAUACCGGAAAUUAAUAUUCAGAAUCACUAAUAAUUUAUAAAAGGCCUUUUAUCAAUAAUAUUUAAAGUUAAUUAUAAAAUAGUUAUAAAAUUUUAUAAAAUUUGAUAAAUAGCUAUAAAACUGCUUAUUUAUUAAUCUAUUGAAUAGGCAGUUGUUUUGAUUAAAUAUAUUAGUAAAAUAUAUUAUAAUAAUAUUAAAAAAAUACAUAUAUUUUAACAUAUCAUAUGAUUUGUAAUGUAAUGUAUCUUUGAAUUUAUAAAUUCAUAAUUUUUACAGUUUUAUAAUAAAUACGUUGUCGUUCUAGCAAGAAUCAAAAUGAUUUCGUGAUUACCCCGUGGAACAUUUCUGGACGCUAACUACGUAUUCGUUGGUAAAAUUGAUCCAUUGCGAGAGAAACACAUAUGUAUGUUUAUGUAUCGUGUGAGAGUUCAAGGAACUGUACUAGGGCGCUAAUCAUAUAAUGCUAAAUAUAUGAUAUGUAAACUUUAUAUGACUCUAAUUAAAUAAAAUUUAAAACAACAAAUUGUGUAAUUUUAUCCUAUUUUCAAUGUGAUUGUUUUAUUUAAGUACAGUACAGUAACAGUAACAGCCUGUUAAUGUCCCACUGCUGGGCUAAGGCCUCCUCUCCCUUUUGAGGAGAAGGUUUGGAGCUUAUUCCACCACGCUGCUCCAAUGCGGGUUGGUAUUUUAUUUAAGUGAUCAUAAUUUAUUGUUAAAAGGCACCUAUUUUUAAUAUGAUGCAGUUAUAAGUACAUUUCAUUUCGGAUAGAGCACGGAACUAACAUUUAAAAUAAAUUAAUAACUAAAAUACACCUAUUAUUAAUAACCUAUCUAUAUAUAAACGAAUAAUCGUCAUACUUGUUUAAUUUUUUGUGUAAUUUUUUUUAUAAUUUAGACAAUUUUUUCAUUCACCAUUUAUACUAUAAACCUAAAUUUAUACUAAAAAAACCUUUGAAAUUUAAAAUUGAUGAAAGUUAAGUAUCACCAGGUGGGCCAAGAACAAAAGCCCGGCGGGUCGCAUGAGGCCCGCGGGUCGCAGUUUAAGUACCGCUGGCCUGUGGAUGGAGUCGCAGGGAAUAACUAGUUGUUAACAAAAUAGCAUAACUUUGGCCACACAUGUAAAAUGGGAUUUGCUUGCAUUCUCAAUGCAAACACUAAAACUAUAUAAACUAUAAGUUGAUAUAUCGUUGAUUUUUUUUUGUUUUUUGACACUAAUUAUUUUUUAACAAUAAUAUUCUGAACAAUAACAAAACAAAAUAUAAAAACAGAAAAAGCUUCGACGUAUAAAACAGCUUUAUAGUAAUAUAUCGAAAUGCGACGAACAACAGACGUAAUAUAAUAUUGAAUUACUUUUAAUCAUUAUGUAAAUACCAUAGAACGCAUGCAUGUUUUGUAAAUAUGUGCAGAGUACUAAAUUAGAUAACAUACAAUGAUAUGUGCAAAUAUUGUUUUAAUUUUACACAAUUUGUUAAAACAGUAAGAUAUAAUUUACUUGUAAAUAAAUAUUCACAUUACCUAA
Messenger RNA from Nymphalis io (European peacock), 2426 nucleotides. Its product is annotated as globin-like. NCBI's taxonomy places the organism in Eukaryota, Metazoa, Arthropoda, Insecta, Lepidoptera, Nymphalidae. The record is from RefSeq and is a predicted model, not a curated record. The transcript is spliced from 5 exons. Gene Ontology annotation, molecular function: heme binding; oxygen binding; iron ion binding. Gene Ontology annotation, biological process: oxygen transport. Bases 282 to 800 code for a protein of 172 amino acids. Gene Ontology annotation, cellular component: extracellular region; hemoglobin complex.